GCACCGUGUGUUCCACCGAGAACACAACAUGGCUAAUCACUUUUAUUAUUUUAUCACUGAAUCGAUCUUUUUAGCGUCAAGGGCGGCCGGAAUAUCUUUAUACGAUUCUCCAUUGCCUUCAUCUUUUUAAAAUGCGUCUUUUGUGCACACCUGUUUGAAACAUUGUGUGUGCAUCCUUUGGUUCAAACCUUGAAUGUUCACGCUUGUAUGGCAUUGUGGAAAUGCCACCUAUAUCUGCUGUCAAGUACAUAGGAAGCAUUCAUUCAUUAUCCGACCUACUAUGCACUGGAAUGUGUUUGCUGGUUGGAUCAAUUUCGUAUCUGAAACCACGGCGUUAUUCAAUUCAUAUCGAUCCAACGGCGAUAUUUGGGGAAAACUAACCUUCUACUUCACUCAAAUUCCUACUCCCGCGAACAUGGAUAGCAAUUCUUUGACAGAACAACCUGCUGAACAAAAACCUGAUAAGGAUAUGAAUCAGCUAGCCCAGCAAUUAAGAGCACGACUUCAGUACGCACGAUUCAAAGUACAAACAGGGAUGGCUAAUCAAAGCCUGGAACAGAUGGAAAAUACGGUCGAACGUCGAUUAUCCAAUCUUGAAUCGAUUAACAGUAACACGAGCGGCAAUAAACAAGGUAUUGAUCCAAUGGAUCAAGACGGAUUCCCGCCUACUCCUCCACGAACGCAACCUCGAAGUAGCCGCAGUGAACGAGAGGAAGAGGAACGAGCAGCUCGUAAUCUUAUGAUGAUUUCCUCUUCCCCCGGACGAGCGCCCUCACCACCGCCGUCUAAAAGUGAUACAAAACGGCAACGAGGACGUAAAAAGCAAAGUCAGAAACAACAGCAACAACAAGACAUAGCUACUACUCCUUCUUCCGCAAGCAGACAACAGCAACAAUUGACCAACGCCUAUUACAAUAGUCCUACGCUUCCGUCUUUCCAAGACGUCGUUGCACGUGUUCCGGACUAUGAUCGAAAAUCUCGUCAGUUUGCUGAAUCGAUGCAUUCGCCUCCAGUCGGAGCUCUACCUGUAGAUCCUGGUAGCAUAUCUACUAGAUUCCCUUAUUUUCCACCUGUCAAUUGGACUGGUGCAUUGUCGCCAGUCGAUAACUCGACUCAUCGUAGCAGGACCCCACCGUCGCCUGGUUACCGUUAUGCAAAGAGUAGGCAACGACAGCAAGAACAGCGGCAUUAAAAGAGUACAAAAUUUAUUGUGUUACAAAAAAGCGGGAAUAAAGUUUUUUUUGGAUUGCCUUUGAC
Zychaea mexicana is the source of this 1257-nucleotide messenger RNA. RefSeq lists its product as uncharacterized. Bases 194 to 1192 code for a protein of 332 amino acids. The record is from RefSeq and is a predicted model, not a curated record. NCBI's taxonomy places the organism in Eukaryota, Fungi, Mucoromycota, Mucoromycetes, Mucorales, Lichtheimiaceae. The transcript is spliced from 2 exons.